CUUUUUCAGCCAUGAAACUGUUCCUUCUAACACUCUCCGUGGCCUUGGCCUUGGUCGCCGGCUCCCCAGCCCAUCUUAACCGCACCGAGACUCCCGAGAGUCGCAUCGUCAACGGCUACCCAGCUUACGAGGGCAAGGCUCCCUAUAUUGUGGGCCUGUACCUCGGAAGCGAUGGAGGCGGCGAUGCCUUUGGUGCUGGUUCCAUCAUUGCCAACGACUGGAUCCUGACCGCCGCCCAUUGCCUGACCACCGACUAUGUGGAAAUCCACUACGGAUCCAACUGGAGCUGGAACGGCGCCUACAGGCAACACGUUCGUAGCGACAACUUCAUCCGCCAUCCCGACUGGCCCAACCGUGGAGGCGCUGACAUCGGUCUGAUCCGCACUCCCCACGUGGACUUCAGCAGUCUGAUCAACAAGGUCGCUCUGCCCAGCAUGAACGAGCAGAACGAUCGCUUCCAGAACACCUGGGUCGUGGCCUGCGGAUGGGGCGGUAUGGACAACGGAAACUUUGCCGAGUGGCUGCAGUGCGCGGAUGUCCAGGUCAUCAGCAACAGCGAGUGCGAGCAGUACUUCGGCUCGGUGGCCAGCAAUGACAUGUGCGUCCGCAACACGGACGGCAAGUCCUCCUGCGGAGGAGACUCCGGUGGUCCCAUGGUUACCCACGACAAUCCCCGCCUCGUGGGAGUGAUCACCUUCGGCUCUGCUGAUUGCCACAGCGGUCCCUCUGGAGGAACCCGCGUCUCCGACUACCUGGGAUGGAUCCGCGACAACACUGGCAUUUCCUACUAAUUCCGAAAGGUUUGAAAGGAUUCUCAAGUGUUUUUAAUAAACUCUUUUUAAAAAUGCAA
Molecule: messenger RNA, 850 nt
Organism: Drosophila takahashii
Lineage: Eukaryota; Metazoa; Arthropoda; Insecta; Diptera; Drosophilidae
Product: serine protease 1-like
Biological process (GO): proteolysis
Molecular function (GO): serine-type endopeptidase activity
Source: RefSeq, a predicted model, not a curated record